Messenger RNA from Abrus precatorius (Indian licorice), 933 nucleotides. RefSeq lists its product as uncharacterized. Lineage: Eukaryota; Viridiplantae; Streptophyta; Magnoliopsida; Fabales; Fabaceae. The transcript is spliced from 3 exons. The record is from RefSeq and is a predicted model, not a curated record. Bases 1 to 933 code for a protein of 310 amino acids.
AUGAAAUACUGGCCUCACUACCAGCAUGAGGAUGGAGAGGAAGACUUGUGUGCUCAGUUUGAGCAUAGGUUGAAGCUAGAGAUCCGUGCUGCAGUCAGUGUGUUUCACCUGAUUGACUUGCCCACUUUGGUGAGCAAGUAUAGAAUCUUUGAAGCCAACUUAAAGGGCAAGACCGUGGACACUAGGGGGAGUGGACCCAUGAGAUAUGGAGGGCCACACAUGUUGAGGGACUGCCCACAGCCACAGACUAAUUAUGGCAACUGCGGGAAGUUGGGGUACACUGCUAAUGUGUGCUGGGCUACUAAGAAGAGUGGCAGUAUGAGUACAACUCAAAGGCCUGGACCGAGAGGAAGCACGGAAUCGAGUAGGGGCCAAAGCCAAGACAGAUUAUUGGAUGUGUUGUUUGACUCGGGUGCUACGCACUCAUUUAUUUCCAUGGAUUGUGCGAAGUGUUUGGGCUUAUAUGUGAAGGAAUUGUCGUGCAAUGUUGUGGUGACUACCCCUACGGGUAAACCGGUUGUAACUUUGUGGGUGUGUCUAGGAUAUUCAAUAAUGAUGUAUAGGAGAAACUUUGAGGUCAACUUGAUCUGUUCGCCUUUUUUCCAGUUGGAUGUACUAAUGAGAAUAUAUUGGCUAGUUGCCAACCAUGUGCUGCUGGAUUGCAGAAAAAAUACAUUGAUUUUUGGUACAUUGACUUUGGAAAUUCUUAGACUGUUGAGUCAAGGCGCGUGGGAGAACACGAUGAACGCUAAGGCCUUUAUGGUCAUGUUCUCAAUGGAAGCAGAAAGUAUAGUGGAGCCAGAGUACAUCCCGGUAGUGAGAGACUUCUUAGAAGUCUUCCCUGAAGAAGUUUCAAAAUUGCCACCUGAGAAGGAGAUAGAGUUUGUCAUUAACCUCAUCCCGGGAGCAAGUUCGAUUUCUGUGGCACCAUAA